Chelonus insularis is the source of this 3661-nucleotide messenger RNA. RefSeq lists its product as uncharacterized. The transcript has 7 exons. Lineage: Eukaryota; Metazoa; Arthropoda; Insecta; Hymenoptera; Braconidae. Bases 415 to 2736 code for a protein of 773 amino acids. The record is from RefSeq and is a predicted model, not a curated record.
GUGGCAACGUUUCAAUUCAAAUCUGGUGGAUUCCAAGUCCGCGGUGGUUCUUCGCAUUAGGUGCAUGUGUCGAACGGUCUAUGAAUUAGUAGUGUAAAUCAUGUUGCAUCAUGAUUUUAUUAAUUGGUCACCUUAAUCCUUUUGAUGUUUAUGUGAUAUAAAAUGAAAUAAAAAAAUUCGCGCGCAUGCGAGACCUAAGGACGCGCACACUGCUUAUGUACCUCCCACCCGCGUACCUAUAAGCCACCGCCAGGCAAAUGAACGCACAUGAAAAUACGAAACAUAAGAAUGCUAAAGAAAGCGAGUUAGUAAGCGAUGUGGUGUUGAUAAUUGUACCGUUUUUUACGCCAAUGUCGUUGGCUGUCAGAUGCAAAAGUGUCCUAGAUGUAAGUGAGUGUCCCGUAUUCGGGAAUUAUGUGUAUGGAUGUACAGUCUAACGAAAUGGGCGACCGGAGUUUUGACGAGGACGUACAGAUCGUGAGGUGUCACGUAGAGAAACGGACAUUUGAUAAGGUACCUGUUAAACAAGAACGACCAGAUGAAGCGGAAAUCCGGGAAUUGGCUGCCAAAAUGGUGGAAGCAAACAAGGCGAAAAUGCAGGCUGCGAUACCAGUGGUACCACCAAGACCAGCAGGAGUACAGUCUCAUCUUCCGGGUAUUCUCGGGUAUUUAACAAAAAAACCAAACGAAGGAACACCUCCAGUAACAAAAUCACCUUUAAGUGUUGAUGGUAAAGUACCACUUGAUGAUGAAAGUCAACGAGGAAGAUUUGGAUGGGUAACAUUUGAUAAAACUCACAUACCAUAUAUUUUCCGUGGUGGUGAAAAAUAUUGUGCUGUAAGGAUAUUGGAGGCGAAGCUACUAAAUAAGUACCUGAAUUAUCUUCAUUCAGACAUCUACAGUUGCACGUGCAUUAAAAGUUACUUCAUAACUGAAGCUGAGAGUAAACUACUCAAUGAAAUUAACACAAAACAUUGUGAAGGUCAAUUUGGCAAAGAACAAUUCACAUGGAAUAAAGAUUUAGUUGUAAGAUUAUCUGAUGCCAAGGAAUUUUACACAUUUCUUGAUGUGUGUUAUACUAAACUUACGAGUCAAAAUGUUGGUGCAGGACAAAAAAGUGAUAAAUGUGGAUUUAUUCGUAUAAAUAAAGAAUCCGUCGUUCCAUAUACAGUUAAAGACAAUCUCAAGUACGUUCCCCUCUUUUAUUUUGAGGGUGAAACGGACAAUUUAAAGCUUAAAGCUGAAAAACUUGAGGGUUGGGACUUAUCAUAUUUAAAGUUUUGUUGCAAAGUACAGGGUAUACGUAAUGAAUUGUUUGCAAGUGAAACAUGUUCGGUGAUAAGUCUGAGUGACAUUAAAAGUUAUUUCCCUCCGGGAACUGGUUUUGAAGAUUAUUGGCCUAGUAAAGUGAUGGAUUCUCAGUUAUUUGUAAGUGGAAAAAGUGGUGCAAGUGCUGGUGGGUGGACUAAACAACCACCAGCACCUCCAUCAGUGUCUAAAUCAGUGCCGGUGCAAAAUAAUUCGGUCAAAACUCAAUUAAACUCACGACCGGCCAUACAAAACAUGUCCACAAGAAAUAAUACUGCAAGUACAACAUUGCAGCCAGUUAAUCAGUCUAGAUCUGUAGUAACAACACAUCCAACACAUGCAUCACCCAAUGCUGUUUCAUCAGGGCGAACAUCGACAAAUGCUCAACCGAUGUUAAGUCCUAUGCCAACUACUCUAAAUGGAUGGUCUGGAUUAGUUGGUGGACAGACGACCUUCCAGGCCACUAGCGUUCCUCAAUCAAGUCCCGUCAUUCGAAUGCAAAAUUCAUCUCUUAGUAUCCAUAAUGCUAUUAAUACACCCAAAACGUAUCAACAGCAAUCAAGAACACGAACAACUACUGGUACUACAGCUCCAGGACAAUAUCCAGUUUAUCCUGUUACGACGAUGCAAACAAUACCACAGGCACAACCACCGCCUUUGGUACGAGCUACGGCACAUUCUAAUCAACCAAAUCUGGGUUAUCCAACCUAUGGGAAGGAUGACUGGGUUGCAUCGACGUAUUCAACACCAAGUUUAACUGUACCAAAUGCUGUGAGUGCUAAUACCUAUCCACAAAUGCUCAAUUUAAGCACAGAGCAAGUCCAGGCUCUGCUACAUCCCCAAACAUCCGCUUCGGCCUUGAUGUCUCAUCCACAGAGGCAUACUCCACCUGCUCAUAAUUCACAUAAUAAUUCAUCGCAUCCAAAACAUGCAUAUCCACCGCCUCUUAUACCUGUUAAUGGUAGCUCGAACAAUACAAGAGAUCCUCGUGCCAGAAAAGCAUUAAUUCCCAUUGCGGAAACUAUGGCCUCUACAUGUCAUGUUCCACCGUAUGGCAUUCAAAAAGCUUUAGUGGAAGAAAAAUUAGUACCUUGCAUUAAUUUUAAACCUUACGUUUAUUCAGAACUUUUAAUGACGUUACCCGAUUUUGUAUCACAGUUUUUUCCUGCUUGUGAUAUUAAUAAUUGUAGGCAUGUGUUAACUGAAGUGCUUGGAGUUGAUUUAUAUCAAGGAAAUAGAUUACAAAUGAAAAAAUUAAUGGAAGCUGGUAAAUGCUCGUCCAUGACGGAAGAAUUACCGUUAAUUCAAGUGAGAAGUAUUAUGAAAUAUAUGCCACAAAUGAAAUAUAUGUUUCGAAAUAUGGCAAUACCUUCUCCAGCUCAUUCGACUGAAGAUCAUAUGGCGAAAAAACGUCAACGUACAAGCUAGGAUUGGCUCCAGCCUUACUGGCCCACCUACGAUUACUAUCAUUCGGCAUUUUAAAAAAGUGUCGAUUGUUAAGUGUCGCGUGUGGUAAAGUGGCACGUGCUGUGUUUUUCCUGAAAAAAUUAUUUAUUUAUUUUUCUUUAAAAUGAGAAAUGGCUUGAUGAAAUAAUAAUAUUAAUAGUAAUAAUAAUGAUAUUGAUAAUAAUAAUAAUAAUAAUGGUAAUGAUAAUGACAAGGAAAUUAAUAAUAAUAAUACUAAUAAUAAUUAAAAAAUAAAAAGAGAAAAACAACAAAAUUGAACUACAUAAAAGUGGUGUAAUCAAGACAUCAGGACAGUUCGUGCCUGCACGUAAGGCUUACCUCAAUGAGACAACAAAUAUUGUGACAUAGAAAAUGCCGCCAACAUUUAAAUCAAUUUCAUUUAUUUAUAUUUGUUGCUAUAUUAGUAUUAUGAGCCAUUGAUGAGGUAUGUUCAGUACUAUUUUAAUAUUUUGAGAGAAUCUUAUGUUUAUAUAGAAUGAACGAAAUAAAUAAAUGAUAUACUUUUAUUUUUCAUCGUAUUUAAUUUAAUUGUUGCUUUUCACAUACUAUUGUAUGAUUUUUUUCUAUUAAGAAAUUCGUUUAUUAAACGAUGAGUUGUAAAUAUUAUGAAUUUAUGGUUAGAAUGAUGUAAAUAUUAAUAAUUAAAGUGUAAAAUUUUCCAGUCAGGAGUGAAAGUCCAAAGAUUUGCAUCAAUUCAUUUAGUAGAAUAUUUAGAUGUUGAAAAUAAAGACAUCAUUGAUUGCAUAUCUGACCAAGUGGUUUUUCACUUAAAUGCAAGAAAUAAAUAAUUCAUCAAGUUCCUAAUUAUAAUAAAUGUUAAUGCAAAAAACAAAAAAAUAAACAACAAUAAAAAAUCAAUAACGUGGCGCAUUAUUAUUUGUCAUUU